Molecule: messenger RNA, 2206 nt
Organism: Harpegnathos saltator (Jerdon's jumping ant)
Lineage: Eukaryota; Metazoa; Arthropoda; Insecta; Hymenoptera; Formicidae
Product: putative RNA-binding protein EEED8.10
Exons: 8
Coding region: 264-2009 (581 amino acids)
Biological process (GO): SCF-dependent proteasomal ubiquitin-dependent protein catabolic process
Cellular component (GO): SCF ubiquitin ligase complex
Molecular function (GO): RNA binding; protein binding
Source: RefSeq, a predicted model, not a curated record
AUAUGCAUUGCAAUUCGGUCCGGUGGAGUACGUAUGACCGUAACCGUCGCUUCGAUCGUUCCGCCACAAUUUGUUCUUCGUGUAUCUUGCCUUUUUGUCCUAUACGAUCGAGAAGAAAAGAGGAAACGUAAUAGGCUGAGGAAAAGGGGAUACUUUGGUUAUCAGUCAAAAUCACGUGUCCUUUCGAGAAUUGAGCGAUUGACCCCCAAUUCUCACGUGUGUUUGGACUUGAGGAUAUUGAGAAGUUAUUUAGAAAAUAACAAAUGGAAAAUAACGAAGCUGACGAAAUAGAAUCUACCAUAAGCACUUUGGAGGACCGUUAUAGGCAAAUAUAUCGUGAAAUAAAUGCAUAUAUAAAUGAAGAUGAGAUAUCCUCGAAAUCAAUAGAUGGUGUUCCGAUACGAAAAUUGUUCAUCGGCAAUUUAGCUGAAAGGGCUACUUCUAAAGAUGUGCAAAAUCUCUUUUCUGUGUACGGCAAGGUUGAAAGUUGUUACUUGUAUAGAAAUGAAAAAAAGAGGAACUGUGCUUUUGUUACAUUUAUGAAUGUUGAUAGUGCGUCAAGUGCUUGGCGGGAUGGAUAUUGUAAGCAAAUAAGAUUGCACAAUAGGGACUUAAUAGUAAUGGCUGCAGAUCUUUGGAAUCAACCUGAUAGUAUAGAACAAAAACUUCGUGAGAGAUGGCUGCACUUAGAGUUAAACUCCACUCAUAGAUAUGCACUAAACAUUAAAGAUACACCUAUUCAUAUGCUGAAUGAUGAUUGCUUGAUAUAUAUUUUUAAUUUUUUAUCAGUUAAUGACAGAAUCCGUUCGGAAAGAGUGUGCAAACAUUGGAGAGUCUUGAGUCUAAAAUCUUGGCAUACAGUGAAGAAAUUAGACUUAUCUUACUCUACAUGGGGUCAACAAAUACGCCCUAUUAAUACAGCUAUGCUACGGAGAGUGUUAUUAAGAUGUGGCAAAUUCAUAACACACAUACAUCUGUCCGAUGUACCGAAUGACUUAUCCAUAAAUACAUUACCAAUAAUUGCAUAUUUUUGCCCCAAUCUUACAUGUAUUGAUGGUUCUUCAUUACCAAUUUGUCCGAUGGACUUGCAUACUUUAACGAAAAAAUGUAAAAAGAUAACUUAUCUCAGUAUAGGAUCAGUGGCAGAUAUUUCGGACAAUGACUUAAAGAAUGUUUUCAAAGAAUACGAAGAUCUGAGUUAUUUUGAGGCAAGAGGCAAUGAUAAUAUUUUCGGUACAUGCCUGUCAUAUCUACCAGCUCAGAUGUUGCGCACGCUGGUGAUAAAGGAAUGCCAUAAGAUUACCGAUGCUAAUCUUUCCACAGCAUUAGCAAGACUGAAAAAUUUAGAAUGUCUUAAAUUAUUGAAUUGCUGCCACAUUGGUGAGAAGAUAAUGGAAGCAAUCAGCGAUCACUGUAAAAGUUUGACAGAUUUACGAAUUUGUGGACGCGCCGGUUGGCUAUAUAAUAUGAAUAUACAAUUUACCAACCUUGUUAAUCUGCGACGGUUGGAAAUUACACACUUCUUUGCAUUAUCAAACGAGCAGCUCAUUAAUGUAGCACUCAACUGUCCGCAGAUUACCCAUUUAGACAUUUCAGGUUGUGACAAAGUGACCGAUACUGGAAUAAUAGCUAUUGCAGGAUUGUCAAAACUGGAAUAUUUAUAUAUCAAUUUUUUGACGAACAUCACCAAUCAUAGUUUGAAGAAUUUAGUAAAUCUAAAAAUAUUUGAAUGCCACUCGUGUCCGUUGAUAACUGACCAUGGGGUAUGCAAAAUUCUUGUAUCUUCACCUCAAUUACAACUAUUAGAUCUUUCGCAAUGUUGUAACAUCACAAACGCUACUUACGAGGUUGCUAAGCGAAUAUGCGAUAGUCGAACGAAUAACGUGAUAUUAAAAAUGUUUAUUCAAGGAACACAAAUUGUAUUGACAGAUGCAGUAUCCCCAUUUUUGCAAACUGUUAAUUUCAUUAGGCCAGAACCAUUCGUACGGAUGCCAUAUACGGGUUGGUGAUAAGGUUUCACGCGCAUAUGCGACAUGCUCGGUAUCGCAUAAGCAAGCAAUAUGGAGGUAUCGUUGUGCUCCAUAACAUUACUGAAAAAUAUUUUUGGAAAAAAGAUAUAUAUAUAUAUAUAUAUAUACACAUAUAACAGUAAAUAAAACGGAAUAUAACACGUCUCGAUCAGCAGACAAUAUUUUUUUAAUGCUUU